AAGUGUUAUUGUAAUGAGCUGUUCGCGCAACUAGAGCAUAGGGAAGGUAUUUAACAUGACUCAUAUCAUUGAAACCUUCGCGUUUCUCUAUAAAGUGUUUGAGUGGGUGGGUCUGAUAUUAUCAUAGCAGCUACCAUUAGCAUGCUAAGCUAAUCAACGUUAUUCACUCAGCUGUGCUUGAUUUAAAGUGCGCUUUUCGACCAUACUGAGACUCUCUUUCACUUUCACUUUCCUGGAAGUGUUCUUGUUACAGCUUGCUUUAACGCUGCACGGUUAGGUGGGGAAGUACCAUCCUCCCCCUUUUCCAGGAUGCUCCUCGUUGUCCUGGCAUGCAGCCUGUCUCUGGCUGCCACAGGGCAGGGAGAGGACGCAGACUGGAUAGACCCUUAUGAUAUGCUCAACUACGAUGCAAGCACCAAAACCAUGAGGAAGCCUGCAGAGCCAGAACAGUAUGCCAAAGUCCCAACCAAGAGAAGAGAGUAUAAUCAGGACUCCAGCAAAGUGGACCUGACGCCUUGUGACUCACAUGUAGUGGAUCUACAGGGACAGAUUGAAGAACUAAAGAAGAAUAUCAAGCUCAUCUCACAGCAGCCUACAUGCAAUCCAGUGUUCAAACGAUUCCUCACCAGACUCCGGAAGGAAAUCCAAAGAGUUGGUUUGCCCAGUGACUCCUCGGAUGUCUUCUAUGAUGCCAAAAUCAAACUCUCCACACAAGCCAUGGCGGAGAUUCAGACACUUCUGGAGGGUGAAGACAGUUGGAGAACAGGGGCUCUAGACAAUGCCAUCAGUCAGAUACUGGUGGAUCUCAGACCACAUGACUAUGAGGCCUGGAAGUGGCGUUUUGAAGACACCUUUGGCAUGGAGCUGGACACACUAUUAAAAAUGGGACUGGGUGUUCUGGUCAUAGUGGCCAUCAUAUGCACUGAGCUGUGGUCAACGGUGUCAUGGUUCGUGCAGUUCAGGAGACUGUUUGCUGUCUGCUUCUUCGUCAGUAUUAUCUGGAACUGGCUAUAUCUGUACAAGAUUGCCUUUGCUGAGCACCAAAGCAAGAUGGCAAAGAUGGAUGGUGUCUUUGAAAAAUGCACCGGAGUGAAGAAAAUUGACUGGAGUGAUAGCUUGAAAGAGUGGUUCAGAAGCACCUGGACUCUUCAAGAUGACCCUUGCAGGAAAUACUACGAAGCCAUCGUGGUCAACCCCAUUCUGCUGGUUCCUCCAACCAAGGCGAUUGCAGUUACCAUCACAACCUUCAUCACAGAGCCGCUCAAGCACGUUGGACAGGGGAUCAGUGAGUUUCUUGUUGCACUCCUCAAAGAUCUACCAAUUACCCUGCAGAUCCCAGUACUCUUCACCAUCGUGUUCGCUAUUGUGGUAUGCAUGUAUGGAAGUGUGCAGGCAGCCUUCCGGCAUGGCAUCGCUGCGCCUUUUCGUCGCCCUCGAGGGGAUCCACCUCCUCCACAGCUGGAGCAACGGCAGCCUGGCGUCCAGGAGAUCCAGGGCGGUGACAACUUAGCAGGAGGCGACGCACCGCAACAGGCCCCGAUACAACGAGCCAUUGAAGGCCAACCAAACAGGAACCAGGUUCGUCAGAGGCAGCCCAACCGACGCAGGGAAGAGGUGGAGGUGGAGUCAGUAGGCACUGCCGAGCCUCUUUACAGUGAGGACGAGACGGAUGCUGGGCUGCGGGAGGCGGGGCGGGAUCUCUCCGCUGAGUCAGAUUCCGAAAACCUGCUUGAGACACAAGAGGAGCCAGAAGGAGAGGGUGCUGGCGGUGUUGCUGCUAACACAACCAAAUCAAAAACUAAACCCACUGAAUCAGAUUCAUCGCCUUCAAAGAGUAAACCGCUGAAAGUGAAUGAAAAGCCUUCUCAACAUAAACUCAGCAGAGACCGUGCAGCACCUCAAUCUCCGCCAUCAGAGAGGCGGCCUCCACCAGCUGAUGUUAAGGAUGUGCUCCCCUCAGCUGAAGACCUCACCUCUGUCUCACUGCCAUCUAUCGAAACAGUUGGAGUUCCUGUUCAGGAGACAUCAGCGGAGUAGGCAGCCUCAACAUCAGUCAAAGAUGGACGAUAAACGUUGUCAGUGUUUGGUGCCUCUUGCUGGAUUGCUGAAGCGAUGAUGCCAAGGAGAGCUGAUGUCCCCGACUGACUUUUUAGAAAUGUGCAUGUACAUGAACAUUUUGAAGUUCGAAGUAACUUGCUGUGCGGUCAAUUCUUCUACUUUUCCUGAACAGAGUCACCAAUGAUUGGUCAAUCUGUAUAUUUUUUCAUGAUGAUUUCAGCUAAACUGUAUUUUCUCAGUUUGAAAGAGGAAAAAGUUAAAUAAAUCGCAGAGCAGCCAGAUUAAAACAGGUAUAAGGGAAACAGGAAAUCAAUAUGCUGAUAACAGCACUACUUAAGCUGGUGUUGUGGUUUGUCUUAUCCAGUGGCAGAAAUCAUGCUUUUACAAACUUUGCUAUUUUCAAUCUUAUGAUGGCCACUUAUUUGUUAUAAUUAUAAUAAACAAAUAAUGUUUAAAUUUUGAAGUUGAAAUAUGUUUGUAUUUAGUCAUUCAAAAAGGAUAACAAUCUCCUGAUGUUUUUUUAAUACGUUAUUUUUGUGAUUAUUAACUGCUUCUUCAUAGAGGGCUUGAAAAAGUCACUUUUGCUGAACAGCAGUGCUACUUCCUUUCAUUUUGUGUUGGACAAGUCAAACUGCUUAUGCAAAAUAUAACGGGAUUGCUGUCAUGGUUAGGCACAAUGGAGGAAGUUGUAAUUGGUGAAUUUCCUAAAUUCAUA
Molecule: messenger RNA, 2773 nt
Organism: Anoplopoma fimbria (sablefish)
Lineage: Eukaryota; Metazoa; Chordata; Actinopteri; Perciformes; Anoplopomatidae
Gene: clcc1
Product: chloride channel CLIC-like 1
Exons: 10
Coding region: 310-2037 (575 amino acids)
Cellular component (GO): membrane; endoplasmic reticulum
Molecular function (GO): chloride channel activity
Source: RefSeq, a predicted model, not a curated record